UGAUGUCGUACGUCGCGUGGAAAAUCCGAUCGGUUUAAAUUCGGUCUGUAUUGCAUUAUUUAUGCACGCGUUUCGGCCACAGUGAAUGAUAAUCGGGGGAUCAAGAAGGUUUGUGUCGGGUGGUUCAUCAGUAAACGUGCUUCUCCUCACAGCUCGGUGCAACAAAUUCGAAUCCAUCCAUGUGCUAACAAAUCAUCCAGAGCAAGUGCGUAAAAAGGCAGUGUGUGUGUGUGCGUGUGUGUGUUUGGUGUUUAUUGGUGUUUGUGAAUCGUUUUUGAUGACGAUUUUUACGGCCCUUAUCAGCUGUGCAGGAAGGAUAAGAGCGCGCACGGUUCCUGUCUGGUGUAUCAGUUCUCCAAAAGGUGUAAAACCAUGUCCUCCGUCGGUGGUGAUUGCGAUGUGCUGGUGUUCGGCUCGUGCAUAGUGGAUUUCAUAAGCUAUGUGCCACGGUUGCCCAAGGUCGGAGAAACCCUACACGGUACCAGCUUCGCUACGGGCAAUGGUGGAAAGGGUGCCAACCAAUGUGUGGCCGCAGCACGCCUCGGCAGUCGAACCGCAAUGAUUGGCAAGCUGGGCGAUGAUCCGUGGGGUACCGCGUAUCGCACUGCCCUGGCCGGCGAAGGUGUGAACGUGGAACAGGUGGAUGUUGUCGCUGGCGAAAGCACCGGUAUCGCGCAGAUCAAUGUGGCCGACAAUGGGGAUAAUCAGAUCGUAAUAGUGACCGGCGCAAACAAACGUCUCGCACCGUCGGACGUUCUCGCCCGGCCGGUUCUGUUCGAGCGGGCACGCAUUUUAAUCUGCCAGCUGGAAACACCGAUCGAAGGGACGAUCGCCGCACUGAAGGCGUUCAAGGGCAUCUCGAUCGUUAAUGCGGCACCGGCGGAAACGAAUCUGCCCCACGCGCUGCUAUCGCUUGCGACCAUCUUCUGCGUGAACGAAACGGAAGCAGCCCUGCUAACGGACAUACCGACCAUACCCGACGUUCAACGUGCAAAAUCGGCGGUACACAAGCUGCGGGACAUGGGAUGCAACACGGUCAUCAUAACGCUCGGCGAGAAGGGUGCAGUGUUUGCCCAUUCCGAUAGCCUCGCUGUGUAUCACGUGCAGCCGGUGAAGGUGACCAAAGUCGUCGAUACUACGGGUGCCGGUGAUGCAUUUAUCGGUGCAUUGGCCCACUUUGUUGCCAAGCAUCCGGAAGCCGCGCUGGGCAAUUGCAUUGCGGCAGCUAAUCGGGUGGCGGCAUGGUCGGUUCAAAAGCCCGGCACACAGAGCAGCUUUCCACGGGCGGGUGACGUUGAGCUGCCGGCCGAUUUAGCCACCCUGCGGGACCAGUGGGCAUGUGUUUAACCACUUACGCGGUACAGUUUGUUGGCUAUUUCUUUGCUUUUUAUUCUUUUUAUUUGAAUC
Messenger RNA from Anopheles moucheti, 1407 nucleotides. RefSeq names its product ribokinase. The transcript has 4 exons. The coding region runs from base 373 to 1347 and encodes 324 amino acids. Gene Ontology annotation, molecular function: ribokinase activity. NCBI's taxonomy places the organism in Eukaryota, Metazoa, Arthropoda, Insecta, Diptera, Culicidae. Gene Ontology annotation, biological process: D-ribose metabolic process. The record is from RefSeq and is a predicted model, not a curated record.